Adelges cooleyi (spruce gall adelgid) is the source of this 2120-nucleotide messenger RNA. RefSeq names its product dnaJ homolog subfamily C member 21. The coding region runs from base 279 to 2081 and encodes 600 amino acids. Gene Ontology annotation, molecular function: nucleic acid binding; zinc ion binding. The record is from RefSeq and is a predicted model, not a curated record. Lineage: Eukaryota; Metazoa; Arthropoda; Insecta; Hemiptera; Adelgidae. Gene Ontology annotation, cellular component: cytoplasm. The transcript is spliced from 2 exons.
ACACUAUUUAAGAUAAUCGCAAAUUUGCCGUGUAUUUCUUAUGAAAGAAAACCAGCAGCCAUAUUUAAAAAACGAUAACACAAAUUGCUGAUCUACCUGUUUACACUUUGUCAUGUUUUAACCUUAUCAUUAUUAAUUCUUAUUGCUGAAACUCUUUUAUUUUACACUUGUCAAAUAAAUAAAUAAAAUAUUACUUAUUAGACGGUAGACUAAUUUUAAGUAAAAUUGUAUCUGCUUAUAGAAAAUGAAUAAUCGUUAAGUAAUCAAUAAGACUCACAAUGAAAUGUUUUUAUGAAGUACUGGAGGUAUCCAGAGAUGUUGAAGUAGAAGAUCUGAAAAAGUCAUACAAAAAGUUGGCAUUACGGUGGCAUCCAGAUAAAAAUCCAAACAAUAUUGAAGAGGCUAAAGAGCAGUUUCAACUGAUUCAACAAGCCUACGAAGUGCUAAGUGAUCCUCGUGAACGCAAGUGGUAUGACAAUCAUCGCGAGUAUAUUAUCAAUAGCAACUCUGAUACCCCCGUUGACGAGAUCAAUUUAUUUAAGUAUUUCUCUCCGUCAUGUUACAAAGGAUUUGCUGAUGACGAAAAAGGAUUUUAUACUGUGUACCGUGAGGUAUUUAGUAAUAUUUUAAUAGAAGAAAAUAGUUACUUUGAAAUAGAUUCCGAUGAAAUACCUACAUUUGGACAAUCUAAUAGUGAUUAUUCAGAAAUCGUUAGGCCAUUCUACAAUUUUUGGUGUAAUUUCAGCACGCACAAACCAUUUGGUUGGUUAGACGAGUAUGACAUUCGGCAAGCCCCUAAUAGACGAGUUGCUAAAUUAAUGGAAAAAGAAAAUAAAAAGAUUCGUGACAAGGCAAAAAAAGAACGUAAUGAUGAAAUCCAAGCUUUAGUGGAAUUUGUUCGCAAACGUGAUAAACGAGUUAAAGCGUACGCAGAAACAGUUAAACAAAAAUCAGCUGAAAAUGUUAAACGAAUGGAAGAAGCCAGACGGAAAAGAAUUAAAGAGAAACAAAUAGAAUUAUCAAAUUACAAAGAAUCAGAAUGGACAAAAUUUUCAAAUGUUGAAGAAGAAUUGAAAGUAAUUGAAGAAAGUUUGAUUGCUGAAUAUGGAGAAAGUGACUAUGAAGAGUCUAAUGACGAAACUGUUGAUUGCCUAUAUUGUGUGGCUUGUAACAAAGUUUUCAAGACAGAAAAAGCUUUUCAGAAUCAUGAGAAUUCAAAGAAACAUAAAGAAAAUAUUGAAAUUAUUAAAGCUGAGAUGUUGAACGAUGAACUCAUAAUUAACAGUGAUUCAAAUGAAGGCAAAAAAUCUUCGGAUAUUAAUGAUGUAAGUCAUUCUAGUGAUGAUGAUCAACAUCAUUCGAAUGCAGAAAGCAGUAGCAAGUCAAACGCAGAAAAUAGUUGUGAUGAUGAAAAUUGUGAUAAUUUCAGUAGUUCUGAUGAUUCAGAAAACAGCGUAGAAAGUGAAAAUAAUAAGGUUGAAUUUAACAAAAAAAAAUCAAAGAAAAAUGUCCAUUUAAAUGUACCCGUUGAUGUAGAUUCAGAUGUACUAGAAGCAGAUUUGAGUAGUGAAGAUGAUAAUAUUGCCGACAGUAAAAGAAAAGUGUGCAAAAAGAAAAAAAAACAGUCAUCUAAUGUUAAAGAGUUUAAUGUUCUUUACUGCUUGUCUUGUGAUCAAUCUUUCAAAACUGAAAAAGCUCUUUUCAAUCAUCGCACAUCUAAAAAACAUCAAGAAAAUGUUGUAUUAAUUAGUGCAAAGCAGACUAAUGGAGAUGAUCAAGAAUCUGUUUGUGAUAAUAUUGUUAAUAAUAAUGCUGAAACCGAAAAAGAGGAUGUAGUUACAACCCAUGAAGACCCAUCUGUAGAUGGACCUUCACGUGUAUCGGAAAAAUUGGUGAAGAAUAAAAAGAAAUUAAAACUAGUAGAUAAUACCAAAGUAAAACGUUCAAACCACGCUUGUGGUGUAUGUGCAUCAGUAUUUUCGUCUAAAAACAAACUGCAUCAACACUUGAAAGAUUCAAAUCAUGCAGUGCUCAAAGUUGUGAAUGAACAUAAGAGUAAAAGAAAAGGAAAAAACAAUUAAACAAUUGUCUGUUUAUAUGUUUAAAGGUAUUAAUAAGGU